CUCUCACUCAUCUCUUACCUUCUAAAGCACGCUUUCAAAGCAUUCCGUAAAGUUUUUUCCACACCUCAACCAUCUAUAUAUAUACCCAACUAAACGCAGUUUCUCACACCUCACGUUGUGUAAUUUUAUUUUCUCUCUCAAACUUUCUCACCUUCUAAACACUACCCUCCAUUUUACCACCGCCACCGCCAACCAUGGCCACCGACCUCCACCUCCAACACGAGCUCCCCAAGCUCCGAAUCUCAGCCACCGUCGACGACAACGACACCAUCUCCUCCUCCGAUUCCUCAUCGCCAUCCACCCCUAUCGCCGCCACAGCAAGCGUCCCGGACAGCGAAAUUGACGACGAUGCCGCCGUCGGUGGCACCAUCCAAGGCGCAGAACAGAGCUACCGGACGCCGACGUCGAAGGAGAGCAAGAUUCCGGCGAUCCUGAAUUGCCCGCCGGCGCCGAAGAAGCCGAAGACGUUUGUCUCCUGUAAGAGGAAGCUCAAUGAUGCUUUCCAAUUCUUCGAGGUGAAGAAUAAAGAAGACAUGGAUGCGUUCUUCAGAUCCACUUUUCCAAAGAGAACCUGCCCCUGUACAUGAAAACAAGAAAAUUUUCUUCAUCAUCAAUCUAUCAAUCAUCAUCAUCAUCCUUAAUUUCCACGAACACCACCGUACUUUCUCGGGCCCUGUGAAACCAAACAACAACGUAAAUUACACAAUUUUUGUUUUUUGUUUUUUGUUUUUUUGUUUUUUUUAAUUUCAAUUUCACUUGCUUGAUCAUCAAUUCCUUUCUUCUUUUCUUUUUUGGUUUAUGUUAUAUGUGAUUAUUAUAUAUAUAUAUAUAUUUCACUUUGUAUAAGAUGUGAAAUAUUGGAUCCGAAUCUCAAUUAUAUUAAUCGAAUCAACAUACCGUUGAAUUGAGCUGAA
Lotus japonicus is the source of this 914-nucleotide messenger RNA. RefSeq names its product cyclin-dependent protein kinase inhibitor SMR3-like. The record is from RefSeq and is a predicted model, not a curated record. The transcript has a single exon. Bases 195 to 587 code for a protein of 130 amino acids. Gene Ontology annotation, biological process: regulation of DNA endoreduplication. Lineage: Eukaryota; Viridiplantae; Streptophyta; Magnoliopsida; Fabales; Fabaceae.